GGGUGUCCUGCAUGGGCUAAUUCUCUCUUGCUUAUGUUAAUGUGCAGUUUUGCUUUUGUGAGUGGAACACCGUGAUCCGUCUUCUCUGUGAUAAAACAAAAGAGUUUUUUUUUUUAACGCUCCUUCAGAGGUUCAGCUGUGCGCCCCUCACCCCCCACCCCACCCCUGCACCUUUAAGGCAAUGGAGAGGGAGAACAGCGGCUGCGGAGAAGGAGGCGAGGGUUUAUUCCACAGUGCUCUGAGGCAGGGCAGGUUUUAAGCGCAGGGACUAGUGUGCGCAGUUUGUGUGUGCGGCUGCGGGGGGAAGAUGCGUGUGCUUGUUGCUCGCCGGACGGAGAGAGGCGGCGAAGAGAGAAUGAGUUUUCAGCGCAGCUAACAAUCAACUCCAUGCGCUCUUUAAUCCUCGAAAAAAAUCCAACUUUUACGCAUUUUUUUCAUAUACUUGAGAAGACACGUUUGGCUGUUUUCAGUGCAUAGACUUCAAAUUUAUUUAUUUAUUAUUUAUUGCUUCUUUUUCUUUAUUCCUAUUUUGGAGGCUUUUGUUUUUGUUUUUUUGUUUUAAUUGCUUAACCGUGGAGUUGGUCGUGCGCAUAGGCAGUUUGUCUUAUGCGUCUCCAGCCUCUGACUCAGCAGCAGCAGCAGCGGCGGCACAGCUCACCUGGACCGGAGCGCACCGAGCCGAGCUCCCUCAUGUUCCACGCAGAGCAGCGCUCCGACACGGGGGGACGGCUGCACUGAGGCCCGGCGCGGUGCGGUGCGGUCAGUCCAAAAAACGGGAGACGCACAGUUGUGGAUCAUACACUAUCUCCCGCCGUACCAGGAGACAAUCAGCAGCAGGAAGAAGCUCAAACCUCCUCCUCUUCAUCUUCUUCCCAACGUGAAGGAUUGAGAGAAAGAGAGAGAAAGAUAGAGAAAGAGAGGGAGAGAGAGAGAGAGAGAGAGAGAGAGAGAGAGAGAGAGAGAGAGAUUUGCAAGCUCCCCUUUCUUUCAUUGCAAUUGACUUGUUGGAGAAAUAAAAGGAAGAAAUAACAAGAAGAAAGAGUGCGGGGAGAGAAGAAGAAAAAGCAUAAGCUUGGAUAUUGAACGGAGCGGGGCAUGUGGAUAUUGGCUCUCAUCUUUUCCCAGUGCAUCUUGAAUGUUUUCUGUGAAGAUCUACGUUCCAGCUUAUAUUUUGUCAAUGCAUCUGUGCAAGAGGUAGUGUUUGCCAGCACCACAGGGACAUCGGUGCCCUGUCCCGCCACAGGUGUGCCCCCUGUCUCACUGCGCUGGUACCUGGCCACCGGCGAGGAGAUCUAUGAUGUGCCAGGGAUCCGCCAUGUGCACCCCAAUGGCACCCUUCAGAUCUUCCACAUACCCCCUUCCAGCUUCAGCAAACUCAUCCAUGACAACACCUACUAUUGCACAGCGGAGAACCCCUCAGGGAGAAUCAGGAGCCAAGAUGUCCACAUUAAGGCUGUCCUACGAGAGCCCUACACUGUCCGGGUGGAGGACCAGAAAGCCAUGAGAGGCAAUGUGGCGGUCUUCAAGUGCAUUAUCCCUGCCUCAGUGGAGGCCUACAUCACUGUUGUGUCCUGGGAGAAAGACACAAUGUCAAUCAACGCUGAAAUGUCACGGUUUGUCAUCACAUCCACGGGAGCCCUGUAUAUCCUGGAUGUGCAAAUGGAGGACGGGCUGUACAACUACAGGUGUAUGACACGUCAUCGGUACACAGGAGAGACCCGACAGAGCAAUAGCGCCCGCCUCAUUGUCUCAGACCCCACCAACUCAGCGCCCCACAUACUGGACAGCUUUGAGCGUCGUGAGGUGAUGGCAUCUCAUCGAGUGGAGUUGCCCUGCAAGGCCUCCGGACAUCCAGCACCCAAAUACCGCUGGCUAAAGGACAACCGGCCGCUGGAGCCCGACACACGCUUCAGACAGAGUGUGACAGGACUGCUGAUAGAGAGAGCCCAGCCCACUGACACAGGGACAUAUGUGUGUGAGGUGUGGAAUGGAUAUGGCAAUGCUGAGGUGGUUGGCAGGCUGCUGGUAAAAGAGCCCCUGAAGGUCGUGGUGAGCCCGCGUAAAGUGAAGGGCAGCGUGGGAAGUCAGGUUUCACUGUCCUGCAGUGUAACUGGCUCCGAGGAGUACCAGUUGUCCUGGUACCGCAAUGGAGAGCUCAUCUACCCAAGUAACAGCGUCCGCAUGACAGGCCAAAACAGGGAGAAUCUGGUUAUGGCUGGUAUGGCCAAGAGCGACGGAGGAGCCUAUCAGUGCUUUGCCAGGAACGGCAAGAUGUCUGCCCAGGACUUUGUUCAAGUCAUACUGGAAGAUGGCACCCCCAAGAUUCUGGCUUCAUUCAGCGAGAAGGUCUACAACAUCAAUGAGUUUGUGUCACUGUCGUGCACGGUGAAGGGCACACCGGAGCCCCGGGUAACGUGGACUCUGGAUGAUGAGCCAGUGGUACGGGACAGCCGUCACCGCAUCUCUCACUACUCCAACAGCGAGGGCCAUGUGGUCAGCCACCUCAACAUCAGCCAGACCCAGGUGCCCGACGGAGGGGUGUAUCGCUGCAUCUGCAACAACUCGGCCGGGACAGUUUCCUACCAGGCGCGAAUAAACGUAAGAGGGCCUGCCAGCAUCAGACCAAUGAAAAACCUCACUGCCAUCGCUGGCCGGGACAUGUACAUCCACUGCCGUGUCAUUGGCUACCCGUACUACUCCAUCAAGUGGUACAAGGAUUCCAAUUUGCUGCCAUACAACCACCGCCAGCGGGCCUUCGAGAACAACGGCACCCUGAAACUGUUUGAUGUGCAGAAGGAUGUGGAUGAAGGAGAAUACACAUGUAAUGUGCUGGUGCAGCCUCAGCUCUCCACACACCAGAGUGUCUAUGUUACUGUGAAAGUCCCACCUACCAUCCACCCAUUUGAGUUCCCACGGUUUUCCAUCGGCCAGCGAGUCUUCAUCCCUUGCGUGGUCAUGUCUGGCGACCAACCCGUCUUCAUCACCUGGCAGAAGGACGGUCGGCCGAUCCCAGCCAGCCUGGGCGUCACCAUAGACAACAUAGAUUUUACCAGCUCCCUGCGUAUCUCCAACCUCACACUGAUGCACAACGGCAACUACACCUGCAUCGCACGCAACCAAGCUGCCGCCGUAGAGCACCAGAGCCAGCUCAUCGUCCGAGUUCCUCCCAAAUUUGUAGUGCAACCUAAGGACCAGGAUGGCAUCUAUGGAAAGGCAGUGAUACUAAACUGCUCAGCUGAAGGCUAUCCUGUUCCUACAAUCCAGUGGGAGUACUCUAAAGGUGCCGGGGUCCCUCAGUUCAAACCCAUCGCCCUCAACUCAGGCUUUCGGAUCGAGGUGUUGGUCAAUGGCUCUCUGUUCAUCAAGCAUGUGCUGGAAGAAGACAGUGGCUUCUACCUGUGUAGAGUCAGCAAUGACGUUGGAGCUGAUGUCAGCAAAUCCAUGUAUCUCAAUGUCAAAAUCCCUGCCAUGAUCACGUCAUACCCCAACACCACGCUGGCCACACAGGGUGAAGAGAAGAAGAUGAGCUGCACGGCCCACGGUGAGAAACCCAUCAUGGUACGGUGGGAGAAGGAGGAACGCAUCAUCAACCCCGAGACCAGCCGCUACGUGGUUUCUGUCAAGGAGGUGGGCGAUGAAGUCAUCUCCACCCUGCAGAUCAUGCCCACAGUGAGGGAGGACUCCGGCUUCUUCUCCUGCCAUGCCAUCAACUCUUUUGGUGAAGACAGAGGAAUCAUACAGCUCACAGUGCAAGAGCCCCCAGACCCCCCAGAGGUGGAGAUCAGAGAAGUGAAGGACAGAACCAUUGCACUGCGUUGGACUAUGGGUUUUGAUGGCAAUAGCCCAAUCACAGGCUUCGAUAUUGAGAGCAAGAACAAAUCAGCCUCCUGGGAUACCGCUCAGAAGACCAAAGAUGUCUCACCUCAGCUCAACCAGGCCACCAUCAUCGACCUGCACCCUUCCUCUACCUACAACAUUCGCAUGUUCGCCAAGAACCUGAUCGGCAAGAGUGAGGCCAGCAACGAGCUCACCAUCACCACCGAUGAAGCAGCUCCUGAUGGACCACCUCAAGACGUGCAGCUGGAAGCCCUCUCCUCUCAGAGCAUUCGAGUCAGUUGGCGAGCACCCAGGAAGCACCUCCAGAAUGGAGCCAUCAGAGGCUACCAGGUGGGCUACAGGGAGUACAGCUCUGGUGGAAACUACCAGUUCAGUGUGAUCAGCGUGGAGACCACAGGGGACAAUGCAGAAAGCCUGGUGCUGGACAACCUGAAGAAGUUCACCCAAUAUGGAGUUGUUGUACAAGCCAGCAACAGUGCUGGGACGGGGCCUUCUUCCACAGAGGUGGCUGCUACCACACUGGAGGACGUGCCCAGUCGACCUCCAGAGAACGUCCAGGCCACUGCCACAUCUCCAGAGGUCAUCUCUCUCUCCUGGCUGACCCCUCCCAAAGAUGCUCUGAAUGGCAACCUGCUGGGUUUUAGGGUCAUCUACUGGGCCAACCUGCCUGAUGGAGAGCUCGGAGAGAUCAGGAACGUGACCACCUCUAAGCCCUCUUUGGAGCUGGAUGGACUGGAGAAGUACACCAACUACAGCAUCCAGGUGUUGGCCUUCACCAGAGCUGGAGACGGCGUUCGCAGUGAACAGAUUUACACCCGCACCAAGGAAGACGUUCCUGGUCCUCCGGCGGGUGUGAAGGCAGCAGCUGCGUCAAACUCUGUGGUGUUUGUGUCCUGGCUUCCUCCUCUCAAAGUGAAUGGCAUCAUCAGGAAAUACACCGUUUUCUGCUCCAACCCACACCCCACGGUCAGCAGCGAGUUUGAGGCGGCCCCAGAUGUUUUCUUCUAUCGCAUCCCCAACCUGAGCAGGAACCGUCAGUACAGUAUCUGGGUGGUGGCCGUCACCGCUGCAGGCCAUGGAAACGCCAGUGAAAUCAUCACUGUCAAACCCAUGGCUGAGGCUCCGUCUCGGAUCCUAACCUUCAACCGGACAGUAACGACCCCCUGGAUGAGGGACAUUGUGCUGCCUUGUAAAGCAGUGGGUGAUCCAUCACCAACCAUCAAGUGGCUGAAGGAGAUCAAUGGAACCCCGGCACCUGUUGUAAUUGACAGCCGGCGCAGCGUCCACGGUAAUGGCAGCCUUGUUAUCCGCACAGUGAAAGCAGAGGAUUCUGGGAACUACACUUGUGUGGCCAGUAACAGCUUUGGGUCUGACAAGAUCGUCCUCAAUCUGCAGGUUCAAGUUCCACCUGACCAGCCUCGCCUCACAGUGACCAAGACAACCACCACCUCUAUAACCCUCUCCUGGAUCCCCGGGGACAACGGAGGCAGCUCCAUAAGAGGCUACAUUCUGCAGUACUCGGAGGAUAACAGCGAGCAGUGGGGUAACUUUGCCAUCAGUCCAAGUGAGCGCUCCUAUCGGCUAGAGAACCUCAAGUGUGGCACCUGGUACAAGUUUACACUCACAGCCCAGAAUGCCGUGGGGCCAGGACGCAUUAGUGAGAUAAUUGAAGCAAAGACCCAUGGGAAAGAACCUCAGUACUCCAAAGAACAGGAGCUCUUCACUAGCAUCAACGCCACUCGGGUCAAGCUAAACCUGAAUGGCUGGAAUAACGGCGGAUGCCCCAUCACCUCCUUCACUUUGGAGUAUCGGCCCGUAGAUUCGCCCACGUGGACCACGGCACAGCGCACCUCCCUCACCAAGAGCUACAUCCUGUACGACCUGCAGGAGGCCACGUGGUACGAGCUGCAGAUGAAAGUCUACAACAGCGCCGGCUACGCUGAGAAGAGAGUCAAGUUUGCAACACUCAGCUAUGAUGGCAGUACAAUCGCACCUUUGGUGAAGGCACCCAAUGUCAGUGAGGAAAACUCUGGCGGUGGUGAAGGUUUGAAGAUGAUGGUGACUAUUUCCUGCGUGUUGGUGGGAAUCGUCGUAAUCUUCAUUGGGCUGCUGGUACUAAGGAGGAGGAGGAGGGAGCAGAGGCUCAAGAGGCUCCGAGAUGCAAAAAGUUUGGCUGAGAUGCUCAUGAGUAAAAACACACGUCCAGCAGAGCCAAUUAACAAACAGCAACAGACGCUCCGCAUGCACAUUGACAUCCCCAGAGCCCAGCUCCUGAUCGAGGAGAGAGACACCAUGGAGACUGUUGACGACAGGUCCACUGUGUUACUGACUGAUAACGACUUUGGGGAGACCCAGAAACAGAAGUCCUCCACAGUCACCCACACAGUCCACUACCAGUCCCUUUCCCAGGCCACCGGUCCUCUGGUAGAUGUGUCUGAUGCCAGACCAGGAACCAGUAAGUCCAACCCUACAGCCCGCCGCACAGCCAAAGCCGGCCCAGCUGCUCGCAACCGCUACGCCAGCCAGUGGACCCUAAACCGCCCGCACCCCCCUGUCUCCUCCCACACUCUCAGCACUGACUGGAGGCUGCCCACACCCAGAGUCGCAGGCUCUGUUGACAAGGAAAGUGACAGCUACAGCGUCAGCCCAUCUCAGGACACAGACCGAGCGCGGAGCAGUAUGGUGUCAACAGAGAGCGCCUCCUCCACCUACGAGGAGCUUGCCAGGGCCUACGAGCAUGCCAAGAUGGAGGAGCAGCUGCGCCACGCUAAAUUCACCAUCACCGAAUGCUUCAUCUCUGACACUUCUUCAGAGCAGAUGACGGCAGGCACCAAUGACUACACUGACAGCCUGACCUCCAGCACACCGUCCGAAUCAGGCAUCUGCCGCUUCACUGCUUCCCCGCCCAAGCCUCAGGACGUCAGCCGGGUCAUGAACAUGGCCGUGCCCAAAGCCCACAGACCGGGGGGCGAGUUGGUUCACCUUCCUCCAUACCUGCGCAUGGACUUCCUGUUAAACCGAGGCAUGUCCUGCUCGGGCUCAUCCAGGGGGACAGCUAGUGGGGAGAGAGCGGCCAUGGGCCAGGCCUGUCUGGAGCCCCAGAAGAGUCGCUCACUGAAGCGGCCCUCUCGCAUGGCGCCCCCGACGCCCACAGAGGCCCCUCAGGCCAGCAGGGACCCAGUGGCCCAGUGGCAACCUGGCUCUGCAGCCACACUCCCACACAGAGAGGGCUCAGAGCUGGCCCAGGCCGCCAAGCUCAGCACCUCCCAGGAGUCCCUGCUGGACUCGCGAGGACAUCUCAAACAGAGCAGCAACCCCUACGCAAAGUCCUACACGCUGGUAUAACAGCGGGGGCACCUAGGGCGGGACUAGAACUCACUCUAACACUGGACUUAACACUCAAGUGCAGUAAACUGACUUUCACCACGCAGUUCUGUAUAUAUGUCCCCCCCUCCAAGGGCGGGGUCACUUUUACUAAUCUCCUUUUAUUUAUUUUAGAGCUUUCUUUUAUCUCUUGUUUGUAUUUUUAUUUUAUUAUUUUUUUUUCUUUGUUUCACUUGAGAAAAAAUUCACUCAUCGGAAACGACUCCAGCCGGAGCUUUGCCAAACUAAUUGAGUAACGAGGGAGCAUUAUUUAUUCUUGAUUAUUGUUAAUUCUUUAUAAUUAAUCAGUGAUUAUUAAUUGUUAGUUGUCAGCUAUUAAUGAUCAUUAAUUAUUGAUUACCAAAUGAUCUAUUAUCACCAUUACUACAAUGUUUUCAUAAGAACCCGGACAUCUUUUUGUUUUUCUGGAGUGGAAGAUGACCAUUUGGAGUCAUUUUUUUCCUAUGGAAUAUCCUUCUGAAACACUGAAUGAAACUUGGGAGAAAUCUUGGAAUGAAAGCAAUUGACACCAGUCCAAACUUUUCAGCUGCUCUCAAAUUGUUACUUUUUUUGAAGAAAAAAAAAAUCUAUUUCCUAUGGAUGCAUGGGGACUGACCAAUUAAAAGACAAUGAGGAUUACGAUCGUGGCUGGACAGCCCAGUCGAGCAUUUUGUCACACUAUGAAAUGAUCCAAUGUGAAGAUUUAUUAUUCUUAUUACUAUAAAUAUAUAUAUAAAAAGAGAAAUCACUUUUAUUUGUGGAUAUUACAGGGAAGAAUUGAUUUGGUUAAUAAAGUCCUUAGUCAUGUUUGCACAUAUCUCGUUUUAAUUAGGAAAUGGAGUCUCUGUUGAUCUUUCUCUGUGUCCCAUUCUCUGAUGGUGCAAUAUGAAAAAAGAUAUGAAAAGUAUAUGAAAACUAUUGCUCUAUACUGUACUGUAAUGAUGAAAAAUAACUAUGUUGUGAGUAUACUUACAGGGCCGGACACUCUCCAGCUAUGUAUUCAGGUGUAGUUUACCACUGCUUGUUUGCCAGGGUGGUAAAUGAUGUUAGCUAGAAUAGGGAGGGUUUAGAGAACUAAUGGUUUGCACUUCACAACACCCCGACUCAAGUGUCUCCAGAUAGAUCCCCCUACUCUCAGUGCACUAGGUAGAGUCUUCAGGGCUCUCACUCUCCUCAGUAGAUUUACUGUUGCUGCAUUGCAGCGAUGCUCCUCUACAGGGAAAAAAAAACGUGAGACAAUCCAGCAGAAUCCCCCCUUCAAACCAAACCUAUAAUGUCUAUGGGAAAUAUCUAAAAAAAAAAUGUGGAUAUACGUAAGAAGCUGUUUUUUGUUCCUGUCUACCCUGGCCCAUUUCUGUUCUUUCUGUUUCUUUGAGUUAGCCUGAAGGGAGAAGAGUUUGAUCCAAAAUGCUGUGAGGUCAUUAUGUCAGUUUCUAUGAUUAGUUUCUAUGAUUAACUGUCUUCAUUAUGAUUAUACAUUUUAACAAAAAAAAAUGUCACUUUUUAUUUUUAACAUGAGUGUUCACCGUGGUGGCACUGGAAUAAAGAGAAACUAACACAAAGUUCAAAUUUGAUUAAUAAAAUGGCUGUUCCCCAAA
Messenger RNA from Dicentrarchus labrax (European seabass), 8798 nucleotides. It is a transcript of the gene dscama, whose product is annotated as Down syndrome cell adhesion molecule a. NCBI's taxonomy places the organism in Eukaryota, Metazoa, Chordata, Actinopteri, Moronidae. Gene Ontology annotation, molecular function: cell-cell adhesion mediator activity. Gene Ontology annotation, biological process: dendrite self-avoidance; axon guidance; homophilic cell-cell adhesion. The transcript has 33 exons. Gene Ontology annotation, cellular component: plasma membrane; axon. Bases 1096 to 7182 code for a protein of 2028 amino acids. The record is from RefSeq and is a predicted model, not a curated record.